AUGGAGCCAGAGUACCCGAGUCAGGAACCCGCGCAGCAGGCCUCCUUCGCACCUGCCGUGCAAGUCGCGCCUGAGCAGCUGCAGCCCGAGCCAGUACUGCCCGAGCAAGUGCCCGUCCAAGGCGACCAGGAAGCGCAGAAGCACAUGGACCAGACCAUGGACGGCGCCGACGACAGCAUGAGCUCCACCAUCACCGCCUCGACUGUCACGCCCCUCCCAGACCUCAGCCAGAACACCAGCCUGAACAACAGCCCCAACCCCUACGAGCAGCCUCACCGGCCCUCAACCUCGUACUCAGACACCGCGUACCAGUACACCACACACAACGGCUCGCGUUUCAACACCUCCUCAGACGCCGACACGCCUCCGCGACAUGGCUACUACGACGCCAACAAAGAGACACAUAUGGGCCAGUCGCAUUCGCGGCCGAGCUCGCAGAUGGGACGGUACCCAACCUCCGAGGGCAACACGCGCUCCAACUCGUACCAAGAGCAAUCACGGAGCGCACAACAACAACAGCAGCAGCAGCAGCAAGAGGCUGCCAAGAACGCCAGCGUUGUCAUCAAAGUUGGCAUGGUUGGAGACGCGCAGAUUGGAAAGACCAGCUUGAUGGUCAAGUACGUCGAGGGCAGUUGGGACGAAGACUACAUCCAAACACUCGGUGUGAACUUCAUGGAAAAGACCAUCUCGAUUCGAAACACCGAGAUCACCUUCUCCAUCUGGGAUCUAGGCGGUCAACGCGAAUUCGUCAACAUGUUGCCGCUGGUCUGCAACGACGCCGUUGCGAUACUCUUCAUGUUCGACUUGACACGGAAGAGCACGUUAAACUCCAUCAAGGAGUGGUACCGACAGGGACGCGGCUUCAACAAGACUGCCAUCCCGUUUCUGGUCGGCACAAAGUACGACCACUUUGUCAACUUCCCACGAGAAGAACAGGAGGAGAUUUCCAACCAGGCUAAACGAUUUGCGCGAGCAAUGAAGGCCAGUCUGAUCUUCAGCUCGACUAGUCAUAGUAUCAACGUGCAGAAGAUCUUCAAGAUCGUGCUAUCAAAGGCCUUUGACCUCAAGUGCACUAUUCCCGAGAUAGAAAACAUCGGCGAACCCUUACUCCUCUACCAAGCCGUCUAG
Molecule: messenger RNA, 1128 nt
Organism: Alternaria postmessia
Lineage: Eukaryota; Fungi; Ascomycota; Dothideomycetes; Pleosporales; Pleosporaceae
Exons: 4
Coding region: 1-1128 (375 amino acids)
Biological process (GO): regulation of exit from mitosis
Cellular component (GO): spindle pole body
Molecular function (GO): GTPase activity; GTP binding
Source: RefSeq, a predicted model, not a curated record